Onychostoma macrolepis is the source of this 1929-nucleotide messenger RNA. It is a transcript of the gene plekha3, whose product is annotated as pleckstrin homology domain containing, family A (phosphoinositide binding specific) member 3. The record is from RefSeq and is a predicted model, not a curated record. NCBI's taxonomy places the organism in Eukaryota, Metazoa, Chordata, Actinopteri, Cypriniformes, Cyprinidae. The transcript is spliced from 8 exons. Gene Ontology annotation, biological process: retrograde transport, endosome to Golgi; endosome organization; receptor recycling. Gene Ontology annotation, cellular component: trans-Golgi network; recycling endosome; early endosome. The coding region runs from base 319 to 1215 and encodes 298 amino acids.
UUCCGGUUCAGUCUGUAAACAGUGAUCUCAUCCCUUGUCCCUAAUCUUGCGCCGUCUUCCUUUAGCAGAAUCUCCCAGCAUGAGCGGCGCGCCGUCUCCACAGAAAUGACCGUGAAAGCGAAUGUUUAUUUUUCCAUGUCCUUACGAUCCGCCCGGUCUUUUGACAUAAUUAUGAGUAGCUGGGGAUCUUUGAGUUAGCCUGGAGCAUGCUAGCAUGCUUAUUAGCCUGUAAAAGGGGGCAAACAAGCAGCUGCCUGGUGCAAGCUCUGUUAAAGCUGCUUUAAAGUGUUUUUCACUGGGGUUUCUGCUUGGAGAAUAAUGGAAGGCGUGCUUUACAAAUGGACAAACUAUAUGACAGGAUGGCAGCCAAGGUGGUUUGUGCUGGACAAUGGCAUUAUUUCAUACUAUGAUUCACAAGAUGAUGUGUGCAAAGGUAGCAAAGGCAGUAUUAAGAUGUCAGUAUGUGAAAUCAAAGUUCACCCAACUGACAACACUCGCCUGGAGCUGAUCAUACCAGGAGAGCAGCAUUUUUAUGUGAAGGCUGUGAAUGCAGCGGAGAGGCAGAAGUGGCUGGUGGCUCUGGGAAGCUCCAAAGCUGGACUCAUUGACACUAGAACCAAAAAAGAGAGGGAGUUAACAGAAACCACAGAAUCCCUAAAAACCAAGAUGUCAGAGCUGCGACUGUACUGUGACUUACUAAUGCAGCAAGUGCACACUAUUCAGGAGUCAGUGGAACAGGAAGGAGAGUCAACAGUGGCCAGCACUGAGACGAGGAACGAGGCGUCCUCAUUACUGAGUGCCACCUGUGAAACCUUCAUCAAAACACUGGAAGAAUGUAUGAAAAUUGCUAAUUCCAAGUUUAAGACUGAUAUGCUGCAAUCCAGUCCGUCUGAUUCCAUAAUGUCCCCUGUGUCCCCCUCUCCCGUCCAAAUGUCUCGGAUGAAGCGCUCAAUCAGCCAUCCUGGCACCUACAAUUAUGAAAGGUCGAGCUUGCCAAAAGAGAGCAUGGCAUUGCAGAAGUCCUCCCAGAGGCGGACGCGGACAUGCUCCGAUACAGAAGCUCACAGCGACAGAGGGGCCGAGGAGACGGAGCGCCUGAUGUUCCACAGAGCCAACAUUAACGGUGACUCCACUCCAAGUAUCCCAGAAGAGGUUGGAACGAGCACAAAGUUCCUGUCGGAAACUGACACUCCGGAAUCUGACCUUUCCCUCUGAACCACGCGAGAUGGCUUAUGAGAUGGGGGAAUAUAAGGAAAACUCGUACUGCUAUGCAGUCAAAGAUUGCAGCGUUAUAUACAGUAGAUGGAUUUUACAAAGUAUUGUUGUAUUUCCUGAUGAAGAAGAAUUCGGUGGCACUUUAUAGAAACAGAUUAUGAAGAAAACAGUAGUCUGAUUUGAAUGUUUAUACUCUUCCAGGUAUUUUAAGAUAUUUGUUUGCCUUGAUGCUAAGAUGUUUUUCCUUUUUUGUCAUAAAUGAUUAUUGCGUAUCCCUUCAGUGAAGAGUUGAAGAUGUUUGUACUGGAUUUCUAACGUGUUGUGCAGUUGCCUUUGUUAAAUGGGAACCUUGAUGAAAAGGUUUUUGUUGCUGUGCCAAGGGGUUGUGCAUAUGUGCUGACAUUAACUUUGACAGUUUGGUUUUUUUAUUCACUCGGCAUGCAAUGUUGUUUAUUAGUUUAUGCUGCAGAAUACAUUUAUUUAUUUUUGUAUGUCACUAGAAUUUUCCCCCAAAAUUGUUUUUGCCUUAAUGAAUUCUUCGCAUGGAGGAAUUUGAUCCUUUAAUUAUUGUAAUGUUUGGAAAAAAUGAUUAAAAAGCUAUAGUAAGAUAAUUAUUUCUUUUAUCUCCAAAAAUCUAAGUGGGUUUCAUAAGUAUGAGGGUGUUUUUUUUUUAAAUAUUUAAUCUCUGUAAUCAUGUUUUAUCAAACACAGGCA